AUGCGGUUUUACAAAUAUUGUGAUCUUGUUAAUGCUAAUACCAACUAUGCAAAUCGGAUGAAGAUGCUUAGCAAUCGUAUUUUUGGUGAUGUUGUAAGGCCAACUAGUGAAAAAUCGAUGAGGGUAGUGAAGAUGUUUAGCGAAGAACCAUUAUACAAAAAAGAAAAUGUUAUAAAUUACUAUCCUCGGCAUAUAGAGACUGGAUUAUUAAUGAAGAAACUUCGAGAAUAUGGUUUAUAUAGAGAUGAACAUCAAGAUUUUAUUGAAGAAAUGAGAAGACUUAAAGCACUUAGAGGAAAAGUAUUUGUAAAAGGAGAGAAAAAGAGGAAAGCUAAGAGUAUUAUAUAAUUGUUUAGUCAUUCAAAGUUUCAUUUUUGUACUAAAAAUAACCAAUGUGUUUUUAGAAUUUUCUAUUUGAUUGUUUUAAAAAAUUUUCUUAGUACAUUCUUUGUAGUUACGUGUUAAUACAUAUAUGAUUAACUAAUUA
Molecule: messenger RNA, 487 nt
Organism: Melanaphis sacchari
Lineage: Eukaryota; Metazoa; Arthropoda; Insecta; Hemiptera; Aphididae
Gene: mRpS33
Product: 28S ribosomal protein S33, mitochondrial
Exons: 2
Coding region: 1-348 (115 amino acids)
Cellular component (GO): mitochondrion
Source: RefSeq, a predicted model, not a curated record